CGCAGUCGUCGCCGGGCGCCAGCGGCCAGCCGCAACCCACAAGCAGAGCAAAAUAUUCCGCCAAGGAUCCGUGGACCGAGCAGCAUCUGGCACUGAGCUACAUAUACCCGUUGUUCAGCCACCACCACUGUCCCCAAGCAUCAAGCUAGGCAGGCCUGGUCCCGAAGAACACCCUUCUCUGGUCGUCGCAUCGCAGGGCAGCUAGCUAGGUAGCUAACAUCCGCCAUGGCGCGCGGGGGAGACGGCCUGCAGGUGCUGAGCGCGCUGGACGCGGCGAAGACGCAGUGGUACCACUUCACGGCCAUCAUCGUCGCCGGCAUGGGCUUCUUCACGGACGCCUACGACCUCUUCUGCAUCUCCCUCGUCACCAAGCUGCUGGGCCGCAUCUACUACACGGACACCAGCAAGGACAGCCCCGGGUCGCUGCCGCCCAACGUCGCGGCGGCGGUCAACGGCGUGGCCUUCUGCGGCACGCUGGCGGGGCAGCUCUUCUUCGGCUGGCUGGGCGACAAGCUGGGGCGCAAGAGCGUGUACGGGAUGACGCUCAUGGUCAUGGUCAUCUGCUCCGUCGCGUCGGGCCUCUCGUUCGGCCACACCCCCACGGGGGUCAUGGCCACGCUCUGCUUCUUCCGCUUCUGGCUCGGCUUCGGCAUCGGCGGCGACUACCCGCUGUCGGCCACCAUCAUGUCCGAGUACGCCAACAAGAGGACCCGCGGCGCCUUCAUCGCCGCCGUCUUCGCCAUGCAGGGCUUCGGCAUCCUCGCCGGCGGCAUCGUCACGCUCGUCAUCUCCGCCGCCUUCCGCGCGGCGUACCCGUCCCCGGCGUACAGGGACGACCACUUCACCUCCACCGUGCCGCAGGCCGACAUCGUGUGGCGGGUCAUCGUCAUGCUCGGCGCCGCGCCGGCGCUGCUCACCUACUACUGGCGGAUGAAGAUGCCCGAGACGGCGCGGUACACGGCGCUGGUGGCCAAGAACGCCAAGCAGGCCGCCGCCGACAUGUCCAAGGUGCUGCACACGGAGAUCGUGGACGAGCAGGAGAAGCUGGACGCCGCCGAGGGCGCCAACAGCUUCGGCCUCUUCUCCAGGGAGUUCGCGCGCCGCCACGGCCUCCACCUCGUCGGCACCGCCACCACCUGGUUCCUGCUCGACAUCGCCUUCUACAGCCAGAACCUGUUCCAGAAGGACAUCUUCACCAGCAUCAACUGGAUCCCCAAGGCCAACACCAUGAGCGCGCUGGAGGAGGUGUACCGCAUCUCCCGCGCGCAGACCCUCAUCGCGCUCUGCGGCACAGUCCCGGGCUACUGGUUCACCGUCGCGCUCAUCGACGUCGUCGGCCGCUUCGCCAUACAGCUGCUGGGCUUCUUCAUGAUGACCGUCUUCAUGCUCGGCCUCGCCAUCCCCUACCACCACUGGACCACGCCGGGCAACCACAUCGGCUUCGUCGUCAUGUACGCCUUCACCUUCUUCUUCGCCAACUUCGGGCCCAACAGCACCACCUUCAUCGUGCCCGCCGAGAUCUUCCCGGCGCGCCUGCGCUCCACCUGCCACGGCAUCUCCGCCGCCUCGGGGAAGGCCGGGGCCAUCAUCGGCGCGUUCGGCUUCCUGUACGCGGCGCAGAACCAGGACAGGAGCAAGACGGACGCCGGCUACCCCGCGGGCAUCGGCGUGCGCAACUCGCUCUUCGUCCUCGCCGCCAGCAACAUGCUCGGCUUCGUCCUCACGUUCCUCGUGCCGGAGUCCAAGGGCAAGUCGCUCGAGGAGAUGUCCGGUGAGGCUGAAGACUCAGAGGAGGAGCCCGUCGGCGCCCGUGCGGUGCGGCCGUCGGAGACCCAGAUGGUGUAGAGAAUCGAUCGAUCGACGCGUGUUCCUUCCUGCACUGCACAUGGUGGGCUAUCAUGUCCUCAAUUGUUUUUUUCCACGUUAAAGUCAACCCUGGCUGUGUUUUGAUGU
This is a messenger RNA of Zea mays, 1953 nucleotides long. RefSeq names its product phosphate transporter protein1 (gene pht1). Lineage: Eukaryota; Viridiplantae; Streptophyta; Magnoliopsida; Poales; Poaceae. Gene Ontology annotation, molecular function: phosphate transmembrane transporter activity. Gene Ontology annotation, cellular component: membrane. Gene Ontology annotation, biological process: transmembrane transport; phosphate ion transport. The coding region runs from base 226 to 1845 and encodes 539 amino acids. The record is from RefSeq and is marked validated. The transcript has a single exon.